AUGACUAUUUCUUUUGUUUUGUCUUCUUGUCAGAUUUUUCUGAUCUUUGGAAACAUCUUCAGUCAUCUCUCAGGAACAAAGGCAAAGCAGAAAAUGGCUGAGCAGCCAAAACUACUGCGUAGACCUCUGCCUCCCAGGCUGCCAUCUAAACUGCCUACAUCAAGGGAGAAGGUUGGUAAAGCAGGCAGGGGUUUUGGACAAUACCGAGCAGGAGUGACAAAGAGUACGAAUGAUAAAAAUGGAAAAGCUGUGUUUGCCAGUUAUGCCAGUACUCAAGGGCAAGUCAAGCAGACAGAUGUUUCCUUCAGCCAUGGUCACGUUUCCCAGAAUCUGGUGAAAGCCCAGCCCGAAGAUGCAUUCCUGUCUGUACAUCAGAUUUGCCAAAAUCAAGCACAAAUCCAACUCAAAGAUCUCCUUCAGUCUCAAUACCUGUCCAGCAGUAUCCAACCCCAGUCUGACCACAUUUCCUCUUGUUCAGUACAUUUCCAACACCAACAUGUACGUCAGCUUAAUCAAGACAGUAAAUAUAGGCAAACACAGAUCCAGUCCAAAAGGACAGGUUUUCAUGACCAAAGGAGAGGUUUAAUUCUGUCUGAAACAAGUUUCCCCGCAGAAGAUGUGAAGCAGAAGGGUGAUCUAGUUUUUAAGAAUAACAAGUCUGCACAUUGGUCUUUACGAGGCAAUACUGCAAGCCUGGUUGGUCAAUAUGAAGUUAUUCCUAUCUGCUCAAGCAGACCAAUGCCAAACCAAAGCAAAGAAAAAAAUGUGUUUUCUGCCCAAAUUCCUAGGAGAGAUUUUAUUCUUACUAAAAGUCCCAGUGGGUCUGAUUACUUCUCAUUUUGCAAAAAUCAUAAAUUCUCUCAUGUGAAGCAUCAAAAAUUACAGAGCACUGGCCCUGCCCAUUCCACUCCUCCUGUAUUUACACUGGAAAGUUUAGCUGCAGGUUCUUCUCACCAUCUGCCUUUGAAGACAACCCUCAAAAAGCCGUUUGUUUCCCGCUACAACUAUGAAGUCCUCAGUAACCGGUUAAUGACUGAAAGCAGGAGCUUGCAGACUGAAGUUAACACAGUGAUUUUGUCUGACAUCGCUCUACCUGCAGAUAAAACAAGAAAGCCUGAGCAGCAGAAGUUCCUAGAAAUGGCCUCGCAGGAGAAAAGAAGAAAAUCUGAUAUACCAGAAAAAGUUUUGCAAGAACAAAAGAAAGAAAAAGCAUAUAUUAUACAUUAUGUAAAGUUAACUGAACCCGAUAGAGAAGAAGGACCCUUUUCAGAUGCUAAUAAUGCCCCUGACAGCGGUAGUGUGGAGGGUGACUGGGAAACCAGAUUCCAUUUUAUGGCAAGCAAGAAAGAUGAAGAGGAAAAACUGAUGUUCAGAUCCCAAGUAAAAGUAUGGCAUUGCAUCUUGAACAGGAAGACUGCUCUCAGCCUUCAGGCCUAUUUUUUGUUUCACCUUCCAGACCUGACCCCAUUGAUGGAUAUUUUGGUCUGCCUUAACUUGUCAUUCAAUAAUUUACUCUUCUUUCCUAUGGAGGUGUUUCGUAUUAAAUCCUUACAAGUCCUUGUGCUCCGGAGCGACCCCAUCAGAAAAAUUCCAGAUGACAUUCACAGAUUGAAGUCACUGUAGAAAUUUACGAUUUCCUUCAAUUUGUUAUCAGAACUUCCAUCUGGCUUGUUUUUAUUAGAAGAUCUCUGGUACCUGGACAUUGCCCAUAAUUAUAUUAGCUAUAUUCCUAAUGACAUCAAGAACCUCAGAAAGCUUGAGUAUCUGAACACUGAAGGGAACCAGCUCUCUGCUUUGCCAUCCGGGAUUUUGAAUCUUCCACUAAAAUUCCUCAGAAUAGAAAAUAAUUUCUUACACCCUUUGUUACAGAAUGAAAAGAUUCAGAACCAACCUCAGAAGCUGAUUCAUCUGGCUGCCCUCUGCUUCUCCACAAAUAAUCUGAAGGAAGGAUACAACAUUACAGAAGGUAUUAAAAAGAUUUUGAAUGAAUUUAGUGUCUGUGACUGCUGCAGCGGACCUUGAUAUGGCAAAGGACUUCAGCUCAUCCAAAUGUACAGAAAUGUAUUUAAAUUUGGAAGGCUUCCUUUUUACUUCUAUGCCUGCUCACCAUCGUGCCAUAGAAACUUUGUGUCUCAGCCUGAAGCUUGACUCCAGUACUUCGUGAAAAGGUAUCUGGAUUGCAGAGCAACUGUGAAUGGGAUAAAAUGGUUCAGAAAUAUGA
This is a messenger RNA of Centrocercus urophasianus (Greater sage-grouse), 2221 nucleotides long. It is a transcript of the gene LRRC63, whose product is annotated as leucine rich repeat containing 63. The record is from RefSeq and is a predicted model, not a curated record. The transcript has 9 exons. Lineage: Eukaryota; Metazoa; Chordata; Aves; Galliformes; Phasianidae. Gene Ontology annotation, molecular function: protein binding.